GCAUAUAUCACCACCAAGCAAGCAAGCACAAAGAUCGUCCGCUGGCGUCCUUUCUCCUCCGCGUACGAGCUGUGCCCGAAACCGGACGGAACGCGAGGCAAGCAAAGCCUCCGGCCAUCCAGCACAUCUCCAUUGUCCGCUCAUCUCCGUGCCCAGUACCAACGAGGCAUCCCUGCAAGUCUGCAAGAGUGCUAUCGGGUCCUCCUUCUCUUAUCCAGCCUGGACCCCGAGCAUCACGCCCAGGUUCAGGUUCAGCUGUAUACACACAAGCGCCGAAGGUUUCCACUCAGUGCUUGUUUGUUCGACAACACCCGUGUCGGCAUUGGGAUCUCUCGUUGCGCAACGCUCGCGACCGAAGAUCUGGACUGACAAGUGCAAGUCCAUUAGCGACCCUUUCCCCCUACCCCACUCGAUCGGUGCUGCCGCUACCAAGCUCGCUGCCAAAGCUUGGCGCUUGGAUUCGGUGGACGACGCGGCGCGCCAUCUGCAUCAAAGGGCCGCUGUGAAUUUGGCGAGAAAAGCUCGCUUCCCCACGCCGGUGUCUAUCCUGCUGCUGAAAGAGCAGGCUCAGAUCCCAUAGCUGCGGAAGUCUUGAAGGACUACGCCGCAGCUUGUGCAGUAGCAGCCAGAGCCACGAAGUCUCCCUGUCCGUAGCUUCCUCCUUGCCUCCAAAAGGAGCAGAGCUUCCCGACGCGGCAUCAUGAACUUCAUCUUUAAAAGCAAGCAGCGCACGCCAGCCGAGCUGGUCAAGCACCUGCGCGACACGAUCGCGCGCCUCGACAAUGGCUC
Molecule: messenger RNA, 789 nt
Organism: Tilletiaria anomala UBC 951
Lineage: Eukaryota; Fungi; Basidiomycota; Exobasidiomycetes; Georgefischeriales; Tilletiariaceae
Exons: 2
Source: RefSeq, a predicted model, not a curated record